AUGAAUGCUUUUUUUCUUCUAAUUAUUUCUCAAACAAAUUCAUAUUCAUCUGUUCCUUGUACUGGAGGCGACGGUUUUUUUGCUGAUCCAGAAUAUUGCACGAGAUAUUAUCGAUGUUCGCACGGAACGGAUGAAACCUUUGAAUGCCCACGAGGUACUGCAUGGAAUGAUGAAUCCAAAUCGUGUGCAUGGGUUGAUCAAGUUAAUUGUGAUCAAAAAAAGCUAGGCUAUUCGACGAGCACUCCUAAUACAACAACAACACGUAAAAAAUCUGAUACAGAAUCGGUUCUAUCCGAUACAAAUGCAGGAUCAACGAAUGGAAAAGAUAAUAGCGGCAAUUCACUAGCUAUUGAAUGUCAACCAACGGGCAUUUAUUCAAUAUCCGAUCCAACUGAAUGUAAUUCCUAUUAUCAAUGUGAUAAAGGCACACGAACAAAAUUAAGUUGUCCAGAAAGAAAAUUAUUCGAUACAGAAAAACGUGAAUGUAAUGACCACGAGCGAGUAACAUGCGGAGCGCGAGCUAUUAAUCUAUCUGAUAAAAAUCAAUGCGUGAAUAAACGCGAUGGCAUUCAUCCGGAUCCAGAACGUGACUGUCAUUUCUACUAUCAAUGUCUAGCACAAAAUAAAAUGCGUGAAGCUAGAUGUCCAGGCGAUCAAAAAUUUAGUAGUUAUACUGGAAGAUGUGGUCCAGCAAGUGCUGCUCCAAUACCAUGUGGUUCCUUUAUUCCUGGGAGUGCUGCAGCGAAAAAUCAUUGGAAUAGUGGAACUUUCAUUCCAAUCUUUUUAACGAUGGUUCUCGCCGUUAAAUUGAAUUUCCAAUGA
Molecule: messenger RNA, 822 nt
Organism: Rotaria socialis
Lineage: Eukaryota; Metazoa; Rotifera; Eurotatoria; Philodinida; Philodinidae
Source: the annotation of a GenBank genome assembly